Molecule: messenger RNA, 648 nt
Organism: Cylindrotheca closterium
Lineage: Eukaryota; Bacillariophyta; Bacillariophyceae; Bacillariales; Bacillariaceae
Source: the annotation of a GenBank genome assembly
AUGUCAUUGAAAUCUAGAUCAACUUUUCAAUCUAGCGUUUAUUAUUCACCAGAAGACUCGGACGGCCGCAGCAACAGCAACCAUGAGUUCAUCAUGCACCAGAGCACUGGCAGAACAAUGACGGUCGAUGGUAUUGCCGAUGGUGCAGGAAGAUCGUGGAAAAUCAAGGGGCGCAUGGAUGGCUUCGGUGGACGAGCCAUUCUCCAAGAGAAUGGCAAAGUCCUCGCCGUGGUUUUGUCCGAGAGAAGUGGCCGAUGUUUCGCCUACAAAUUGCUCUACCCUACACCACUGUGCCCCACACAAAAGUCGCACCGAAUCCGAAUCAGGGGCCAAUUGCUCUACGAACACAUGACUAUUCGAAAAACAAGUUGCUUUUCAAACAAUUUUGUUGUAAUCAACAAUGAUCUUAAUUGUGGUAAUGAAAACAAUAUCGCCUAUGUUGUCCGUGGAUCUUCCAGAUUUGGACCACUCCGGCUAAAGGUCUACCAGAAGGACACGAAGCAAUGCUGCGGGGCAGUGCGCCAGUCCUUUGAAAAUGGCAGUGUAUCUUCUAGCUCUUGGCAAAUCCGAGCAGACAAGAAUAUCAACCCGAAAAUUAUGAUCUGCUUGACCGCCAUUGCGAGUAAAUCCUUGGGAAAACUCCAUUGA